UUGCUGACCUCGGUGCGUCCGCUAUGGCUCCCGACGGUGCCCUGCCCGCGCUGCCCGCGCUCCUGGCCCUGCUCGCCGCGCUGCUGCUCCCAGGACCUGGACGUGCCCAGACAUGGGUGCUCCCGCAAGAAGCCACCCUGCCCCGAGGAGGCUCCGUGUACCUGAACUGCAGCACGGCCUGCCCCCAGCCCUUGAAGCUGGGGCUGGAAACACCGGUGGACAAGGAGCUGGUGUCCGAGGGCGACACCUGGAAGCUGUUCAAGCUGAAAAAUGUUGACAGUGACAACAGUCCGCUGUGUUUCUCCAACUGCCCGGGGCAGGAGCAGACGUCUGCUAUCGCCUCCCUCACCGUGUAUGAGUUCCCACAGCACGUGGAGCUGGCACCGCUGCCCGCCUGGCAGCCCGUGGGAGAGGACUUCACUCUGAGCUGCCGGGUGCAGGGUGGGGAGCCCCGGGCGCGGCUCUCGGUGGUGCUGCUGCGCGGGCAGGAGGAGCUGAGGCGGCAGCCAGCGCCCCUGGGGGAGCCCGCGGAGGUCAUGGCCACCGUGCAGGCGGGCAGAGAGGACCACGGUGCCAACUUCACGUGCGUCACAGAGCUGGACCUGCAGCCGCAGGGCGUGGGGAUGUUCAGGAACGCCUCGGAGCCCAGGCAGCUGCGAACUUUCGCCCUGCCCCAGAGGCCUCCGCACCUGACCGUCAGCACCCACAACCUGGAGGUGGGCUUACAGGGCCACGUACACUGCUCCCUGGCUGGGCUCUUCCCCGCCCCGGAAGCACAAGUCCGGCUGCAGCUGGGUGGCCGGGAGCUGGACACUACGGUCACGCACGUCGAGGACUCGGUCAGGGCCACAGCCUCGGUGGAGGUGACGGCGGAGGAGGAAGGCCCCCAGCCACUCGUGUGCACGGUCCUGCUGGGCACCAGGCAACAGGAGGCCAGGACCACCCUGACCGUCUUCAAUUUCCCGGCUCCUAACCUGACACUGAGUCAGCCAGAAGUCUCUGAAGGGACAGAGGUGACUGUGCAGUGCGAGGGCCACCACGGGAGCACGGUGACCCUGGACGGUAUCCCGGCCCAGCCACCCUCCCCGCGGGUCCAGCUGCAGCUCAACGCCAGUGCCGACGACCACGGGCGCCGCUUCCUGUGUUCCGUGGCCUUGGAAGUGGACGGGCAGGUGUUCCGCAAGAACCAGACCCAGGAGCUGCGGGUGCUGUACGGCCCCAGACUGGACCAGAGGGACUGCCCGGAGAACUUGACGUGGCCAGAAGACUCCUGGCAGACCCUCACAUGUCAGGCCCGGGGGAACCCGGCCCCAAACGUCUCCUGCCAACAUGAGAGCACCGGAAGUCGCCUGCCAAUUGGCAUACCGCAGCCUGUCAACCUGCAGCUGGCUGGCACCUACUGCUGCCGGGCUGUGAGCCCUCGCGGGGAGGUCACCCAGAUUAUCAUCAUCCAUGUGGUUCCCAAGCCUCUGCUGCCACCUCUGCUCGUCAUCCUGGUGGCAGUCCUCGCCCUGCUGGGCAUCGUGGGCACCGCUGGCUACGUCUACAACCGCCAGAGGAAGAUUAAGAAGUAUAAGCUACAGCAGGCCCAGGAGGCGGCCGCCAUGAAGCUAACUGCCGCCCAGCCCUCGCCAUCCUGAGCCCAGACCCUCUGUUCCGGAUCAGGGGCUCCGGCAGCGCGGGGACGUCCUCCCCACCCCAACACGGAUGGGGCAGCCGUCCACCCGCAGUGGUGGACAUAGGCCACUAAGCUACAAGCCAGUUCCUCCAGACACCAAGUGGUGGAGGGCAGGACAGUGGCCUCCCAGGUCAAGGUCAUGGUUACCUGUGUACCUGGGACUGCCUCAAGCUUUAUACCUGACCAGGUGCAGACCAAGCAGGAGGGAGAAGAUGGGGGCCUGGCAGAGGGCAGGGCCUGGCUCAGCCGGAGGAGGGCACGGCCAUCCCGGACAUGCAGCGGAAGAUGCUUGCCCCCAGGCCGUCUGGACACGCGUGGACACUGAAACACACCCCUGUCCUCAACCCUUGAUGACUUUAUUUAUUCACGUCCAUGGUUAUGCCAACUAUUUAUUCAGUGCCUGUGACGGACUAGCAGGGUGGACCAGGCAACUGUGACCAGAGCUGCCCAGGCGCUCUUUGUGGGCUCACACUCAGGGUGGCCAGGUCCAGGUCCAGCUGUAGUGGCUGUUAACAUGCCUGGCCAGAAAAACCACCCAAGUGUGCCUGGGGGCUUCCGUACGGUGAGCCGAGCUGCUUCCCCCUGUGCCGCACGAGGGGCGUUCUGCUACGAACGCACUGGAUGGAUGUGGCAGUGGGUGCCAGCCUGUGGCCCCCAGCUCUGUUGCCAGCCCCUCCUUACCCGCUUUGCACCCACAUCCACCACCGUGUGCCAGUGGAGCUAUGCCCUGGCCAGAUGCGAGCACCCACGGCUUGGCCACGGCGUCCUAAGGACCUACACCCACCUGUCUCGCCUGCCCGUGUUUCCUGUGUCUCGGGGCCAUGGGACUAGGCAGGGGGGUACCUAAUUCAUGAUUUGUGGGAGGGAGCUAUCUCUGGACACCCCCUCUCCCACUGUUCCAAUAAAGGCUUUUCUCUGCCUGC
This is a messenger RNA of Ochotona curzoniae (black-lipped pika), 2601 nucleotides long. RefSeq names its product intercellular adhesion molecule 1 (gene ICAM1). Lineage: Eukaryota; Metazoa; Chordata; Mammalia; Lagomorpha; Ochotonidae. Bases 24 to 1640 code for a protein of 538 amino acids. Gene Ontology annotation, molecular function: integrin binding. The transcript has 7 exons. Gene Ontology annotation, cellular component: membrane. The record is from RefSeq and is a predicted model, not a curated record. Gene Ontology annotation, biological process: cell-cell adhesion.